This is a messenger RNA of Stegodyphus dumicola, 1219 nucleotides long. Its product is annotated as U3 small nucleolar RNA-associated protein 6 homolog. Gene Ontology annotation, cellular component: Pwp2p-containing subcomplex of 90S preribosome; small-subunit processome. Gene Ontology annotation, biological process: maturation of SSU-rRNA from tricistronic rRNA transcript (SSU-rRNA, 5.8S rRNA, LSU-rRNA). The record is from RefSeq and is a predicted model, not a curated record. Lineage: Eukaryota; Metazoa; Arthropoda; Arachnida; Araneae; Eresidae. Gene Ontology annotation, molecular function: protein binding; snoRNA binding.
AUGUAAAUUUUGCUUUAUCAUUCGUUCAAAUUGCAUUAGAGUUUGAUUUUGCAAGCAGACAUGUAGACCAUAUUUUGGAAGAUGUUCAAAGAAGGUAUCCAGACAAAGAAGAAACAUUAGAUGCUCUUGCUAAACGACCGUUGUUAUACAUUGAAAAUGAAGUUAAAAGAGGAAAAGAAAUGGGCUUAAAGAAAAAGGUUGUCAUGCAUAGGAUAUGUCAAGAAAUAUAUUCUAGGUAUGAUGAAGCAGUUGAAAGUCAGCCUACCGAAAAAAUGUGGAGUUAUUACCUUGACUUCAUUCAUAAUUAUUUAAAAUCUGCUAAAGAAAAGAAAAAAGCGAAAGUUCAAUCCAUUUUAAUAAAUAAAUUGGAAAAAGCUGCUGAAGCUAACUGUCUUUCUUUGAAUUAUUAUCCUGUAUGGAUUGACUUGCUAUUUGAGAAAGGAGAUGAUGAUGCUGCCUUGUCUGUUUCUCUAAUGGCUGCUAGGAAGUGGAAUCAAGUUUCAUUGUGGAUUAAAUGCUUAACCCUGCACAUUCGGUCUGGGAAAAGCAGCAAAAAAGUAUAUCUCCUUUUCAAUGAAGCUUUAAGUUCAUUGAAUGAAAAGGACUCUAUAGCUUUGUGGAAAUUAGGAGUUGAGUGGCUAUCCUUUGCAGAUCCUGAGAGAUUAAUAGAAUUUUUUGAGAAAGCCAUAAAUAAAUGUAAUGAAAUCAGCACACCUUUGAAAGAUAUGUAUUUAGAAGCUACUGCACUUAGAAGUGGUACUCAGGCUGCGAGAGAUUUAUACAAAAGGUUUAAGAAAAUGGGUCCUUUAUCACCUCAAGUAGUUAGGAAAAUGAUUAUAAUUGAAAAAGCGCAACUGAAGCCUUCUAUUGACUCGCUGAGAAAAUAUCAUGAAGAUGGUAUCAGAGAAUUUGGUUCCUCAGAUAUUGACAUCUGGCUUGAAUACAUGAAGUUAGAAAUAGAAUAUCCUGGAGGCAGUCCAUCAUUGUAUGGUAUGUUGUACUGGAGAGCAAUGAAAACUUUACAAUCUGAGCUAAUAAAAGACUUUCAGACACGUGUUACUGCUUAUGUUACUGGAUGUGGUAUCUCAGCAAAUUGGGAACUUAUUGCUUGAUAUCUGUGAUAAUACCUAGUUUUUAAUGUACAUUGUGUCUAUAUUUUAUUGUAUACAUUUCCUAAGGAAAUGUUUCCAUUUUUUAUAUAAAAUAGUUUUUCUGUGAA